GUUGUAAUGAAUGCAAUGCUUUGAGCGCCAAAUGAAUGGUUGUGUUGAAUGUCAGCCAUUAUUACGCUUUAAAUGCAUUGAAAUGUUUUGUUUGUAUGUUUGACACAAUCGAUGACACAAUAAGACUUUGAUUGUCAUUUAGUGACAGUUUGUCUCACAUUUGUCUCUCAUUUAAUGGUUUUAUUGAUUUGUUUGAUCACAAGUUGUGUGUAAAGAGAUGUCCACUUUAACCGUCGAUAAGGACGCCUUUUUCCGACGCGUCCGGCAUUUGUAUAACUCAUGGAAAAACAAUGAAGAUAAUUUGGAAAAUAUUGGUAAAGUGGAUGCAAUUGUUGUAAUCUUAGGUCAAGAUCAGGAUGUAGUCUACAGUAAGAGUUUGUCGCUACAGACGUGGCUCUUUGGCUAUGAAAUGACAGAUAUAAUGAUGGUUUUCUGUCACCAAUCUAUUCAUGUGUUGGCCUCUAAAAAGAAAGUGGAUUUCUUAAAGUUAAUUGAAUCGAGUAAAGAAAACGAAGAAUCUGUUCCACCGAUUACUCUAUUAGUUCGCGAUAAGUCUGACAAAGACGCGGCAAACUUUGAAACAUUGCGGACAGCGAUCGCAAAGUCCAGAAACGGAAAAAUAAUCGGAGAAUUUAGUAAAGAUAAGUUCAGCGGAGAGUUUGUCGAUGAAUGGAAAAAAGUAUUCAACGCACAGAACUACGAAACAUUGGAUAUGAGUAACGCAUUGGCAUAUAUAAUGGCCCCCAAAGAUGAACACGAAUUGGCAUUAAUUACAAAAGCUUCGAAUUUGUCUUCAGAUAUUUACGCUAAAUAUUUGAGAGACGAAAUCACAGAAAUUAUUGAUUCAGACAAAAAAGUAAGACAUUCAAAGCUAGCAGACGGUGUGGAACAGGCCAUCGCCAACAAGAAAUACCUCAAAGGUGUCGACCCUUCAAAUGUAGAUCUAUGUUAUACAGCUAUCAUCCAAUCCGGUGGCAAAUAUAAUCUUAAAUUCAGUGCAGUUAGCGAUAAAAAUAAUCUGCAUUUCGGUGCCAUUACCUGUGCAUUGGGUGUCCGUUAUAAGCAGUAUUGUUCUAAUAUAGUGCGAACACUUAUGGUUAAUCCAAACGAUGAACAAAAAAAUUUGUAUGAAUUUCUUGUUGAACUCGAAGAAAGUGUUUUGGAAAAACUUAAGGACGGUAUCCGUUUAAGUGAUGUUUAUCAACACGCCUUAGAUAUUGUCACCAAACGGGAUAAGCAUUUGGUCGAUAAAAUGACCAAAAAUAUAGGUUUUGCGAUGGGUUUAGAGUUUCGCGAGGGCUCUAUGUUAUUGGCGCCGAAGUCUAAUGCAAUUGCGAAGAAAGGGAUGGUUUUUAAUAUAGCCAUUGGUUUUUCUGGUCUUAUUAAUCGUUCGGCCAGUGAUGCCGAGGCUAAAAAUUACGCUUUAUUUCUUGGAGACACUGUUGUUGUCAAUGAAAAUUCUACCGCAACUGUAUUGACACAAAGCAAGAAACGACUUAAGAAUAUAGCGAUUAUUAUUAAAGAUGAUGACGAAGAAUCUGAAGAAGAAGAGAAAAAACCAGAAAUUGUUCCCGAAGAAGAUUAUACUACUCGUGGCAGUCGAAGAACAGCAGUUCUUGAAAAUAAAUUAAGAAAUGAAUCGACUUCUGAAGAAAAACGCAAAAUACAUCAGAAAGAGUUGUCAGAGAGUCUGAAUGAAGCGGCCAGAGCUCGACUCGCAUCCAAAUCUGGAUCUAAAAAGGAAGAAACGUCUCGAAAAUCUAACAUUUCGUAUAAAAAUGUUAAUCAAAUGCCAAAAGAACCAGAAGUAGGAGAUCUUAAGAUAUUUGUCGAUAAGAAGUAUGAAACUGUUAUUUUACCCAUAUUUGGAAUACCAGUGCCCUUCCAUAUAUCAACCAUUAAAAACAUUUCACAAUCAAUUGAAGGCGAUUAUACAUAUUUGAGAGUCAAUUUCUUUCAUCCCGGAGCUACUUUAGCUAGAAAUGAGUCGAAUCUGUUUUCUAAUAAUUUUGAUUCAACAUUCCUUAAAGAAUUGACAUACCGGAGCACUAAUGUUAAAGAGCCGGGAGAGAUAUCAGCCCCCUCUUCAAAUCUAAACACUGCUUUCAGACUUAUUAAAGAAGUUCAGAAAAAGUUUAAAACGAGAGAAGCAGAGGAAAGAGAGAAAGAGGGUAUCGUUAAACAGGACACACUUGUGUUGAGUCAAAAUAAGGCAAAUCCCAAACUAAAGGAUCUGUAUAUCAGACCAAAUAUUAUUACAAAACGAAUUCACGGAACACUUGAGGCGCAUACAAAUGGUUUCAGAUUUACAUCUAUUAGAGGAGAUAAGGUGGACAUCCUCUACAAUAACAUCAAACACGCCUUCUUCCAGCCCUGUGAUGGAGAAAUGCUUAUUCUUCUCCAUUUCACACUUAGGAAUCCAAUUAUGUUUGGAAAGAAGAAACAAUCAGAAGUCCAAUUCUAUACAGAAGUUGGAGAGAUUACCACUGAUUUGGGAAAACAUCAACAUAUGCACGAUAGGGACGAUUUGGCCGCAGAACAGGCAGAAAGAGAAUUAAGACAAAAGCUUAAGACAGCAUUUAAGACAUUUUGCGAUAAAGUCGAACAAAUGACUCGUCAAGAGAUUGAAUUUGACACUCCAUUCAGAGAAUUGGGAUUUCCUGGAGUUCCUAAUCGUAGUACUGUUUUAUUGCAACCAACUUCUGGAUGUCUCGUCAACCUUACAGAAUGGCCACCGUUUGUGAUUACUCUUGAAGAAGUAGAAUUGGUGCACUUCGAGAGAGUUCAGUUUCAUCUUAAAAACUUUGAUAUGAUAUUUGUAUUUAAAGAUUAUCACAGAAAGAUAUCGAUGGUUAAUGCGGUACCAAUGAAUAUGUUGGAUCACGUAAAGGAGUGGCUAAAUUCUUGUGAUAUUCGAUACACAGAAGGCAUACAAUCACUUAAUUGGGCAAAAAUUAUGAAAACCAUUGUCGAUGAUCCCGAAGGAUUCUUCGAUUCCGGAGGUUGGACUUUCUUAGAUCCAGACAGUGAAGCUGAAAAUGCAGACGACUCUGAUAGUGAACAAGACGAUCAAUACAAACCAUCCGGUUCUGAAGAAAGUGUUGAAGAAAGCGAUUCUGAAUUCUCUGAGAAUUCAGAUGUCAGUGAAGAAGAAUCGGAAUCAGAACAAUCUUUAGGUACGAGCGAAGAAAGUGGUAAAGAUUGGUCUGAAUUGGAAGAAGAGGCGGCCGCUGCAGACAAAAAUCACAACGACUUUGUUGAUGAUUACACUCAAAGAAAAAACAAAGGACCGGGAUUUAGAUCAAAACCUCCACCGCCUAAGCACUCGUCUUCACACCAUUCAUCACAUAAGGGAUCAGUUAAACGAAGCAGAGAUCGCAGAGAUGAGGGACGACGAGACAAACAUAAGAAGUUUAGAAAAUAAUAAGUCUUAUGUAUAUUCAUAUG
Messenger RNA from Oppia nitens, 3447 nucleotides. It is a transcript of the gene dre4, whose product is annotated as FACT complex subunit spt16-like. NCBI's taxonomy places the organism in Eukaryota, Metazoa, Arthropoda, Arachnida, Sarcoptiformes, Oppiidae. The record is from RefSeq and is a predicted model, not a curated record. The transcript is spliced from 10 exons. Gene Ontology annotation, cellular component: FACT complex. Bases 218 to 3424 code for a protein of 1068 amino acids. Gene Ontology annotation, molecular function: nucleosome binding. Gene Ontology annotation, biological process: positive regulation of transcription elongation by RNA polymerase II; transcription elongation by RNA polymerase II.